AGAUCAUAGAACUUCUCACUCAGCUUUCAGAUACCUACCAAGAUGAUGAGCUACAGAGUUACGCUUUCUGUGCUUAUAUUAGCAUUUUCUGCCGUCUUCUUGGAAAAGUCGGACGCCCGGAACGUUGUAUUGAACUGCCCGACCAAUCAGGAACAAGGCUGCCGGCCCUGCUGGGGCGGGACAUGUGACAGCCUGAGCAAUCAUAUACAGAUCUCCUGCACCGGUCAAUGUGCCCCGGCCUGUGUCUGCAAGAAGGACUAUUACCUCCAGAACAAUGAGUGCGUCCCCGUGUCCCAGUGCAAAGUCCAGUGCCCGGAGAACAUGGUGUUCAACCCCUGUGUGAAGAAGACCCUGACCUGUGAGACCCGAAACAGCGAGGUGGCCGAGUAUAAAGAGUGCAAACCUCGCUGCCAGUGUGCGGAGGGUUAUAUCUUCUCUGGUAAGAAACCUCAAGACUGUAUCAAGGUCAGCGAAUGUCAGAACCAGACGAAUACUCAGUAAGGAGGAGCGAGACGUCACAUAGGUCCAUCAUUCCAGAGAUGGGGGAGGGGGUGUACAUAAUAUGUGUAUAAAUGGAUGUAUGUAUAAUGUAUUGUCAUUUUAUUAUGUAAGUUAUAUGCAAGUGGUCAGUUUGUCA
Molecule: messenger RNA, 637 nt
Organism: Hyla sarda
Lineage: Eukaryota; Metazoa; Chordata; Amphibia; Anura; Hylidae
Product: alpha-tectorin-like
Exons: 4
Coding region: 43-501 (152 amino acids)
Source: RefSeq, a predicted model, not a curated record